AUGAGCGAAGCGAAAAGGACGGUGCUCCUGGCGGAGAAAAAAAAUGACGACGGAUCAAUCGCCGUAACGAACAAAAAUAUCCUCUUCAAGGAGUGCAAACAUGCAAAUGAAUUCCGGGAGACAUUUAUCAACAUUGAAACGGACUACAGUCUGGACAGUGAAAAAGAAAGAAACAACAUCCCCCUGUUGAAGGUGUUUAAAAAAAAGUUAAGGGAAGAAAAGGCUUGCACUAGAGUAUUGAUCCUCUUCCAAACAUCCAAUGAAGAAAGUAAAAGGAAUUGUGUCAAGGACCAUCUGCUCAAGGUACUCCAGCAAGAUUAUAACCAAGCGAUCACAGGUGUGUGUAUCUUUGUCCACGUGUACUCCAUCAUGCUUCUAGAAUCCAUGGAAACGAAAAAUGUAUUUUCCUUUAUGAAGCAUCUAAAGGAGGUGGAGAAUGUUUCAGGGGUGCAGGUUUUGUAUUUCAGCGAGCUGAACAAGAAAAGCGUGACGGACCAUUUCGCCUUCUUUGAGUACAAUAAGGAACAGCCCAAGGGCGCGCCCCUCUCCGGAGAGCGCAACUAUGUGGAAGAGGUCUGGGAGCUGUACAUAAGUACCCUGCAGUUCUGUUGUCUCGUGAAAAACAGCUCAGAGCACCAGAGCAUCUUCGAAAAAAACGAAAACAUUAAAAAGAACUUGGCCCUUUUGCCCCACUUAUAUAGCGAUGACGCGAGACAGUACGUGUGGACCGCUGACGGUAAUUAG
Molecule: messenger RNA, 744 nt
Organism: Plasmodium knowlesi strain H
Lineage: Eukaryota; Apicomplexa; Aconoidasida; Haemosporida; Plasmodiidae
Product: conserved Plasmodium protein, unknown function
Exons: 2
Coding region: 1-744 (247 amino acids)
Source: RefSeq, a predicted model, not a curated record